Topomyia yanbarensis is the source of this 1818-nucleotide messenger RNA. Its product is annotated as E3 ubiquitin ligase Rnf121. The transcript is spliced from 6 exons. Lineage: Eukaryota; Metazoa; Arthropoda; Insecta; Diptera; Culicidae. Gene Ontology annotation, molecular function: ubiquitin protein ligase activity; metal ion binding. Gene Ontology annotation, cellular component: endoplasmic reticulum membrane; Golgi membrane. The coding region runs from base 231 to 1184 and encodes 317 amino acids. The record is from RefSeq and is a predicted model, not a curated record.
UUGUCACCACUGUGUUCAACGUAUUCAAAACAACAAGCAACAAAAGAAAAUUGUCUGAAAGUUUCAUCGGAAGAAAAAAUCAAAUUACUCGCAAAGGAAAAAAUAUCAGAUUAGUUUGGCUGUGUUUUUCAAAAUGACUUUUUAAAUGCUGUAGUAUGUAUGUAUAUUAAAUUGUAUCGUACACAAAACUGUAAAGUUAGUAGUUAGAGAUCACACUGGACGAAAUUAAAAUGAAUCUACACGAGCCGGUCGAUAUGCUGAACAAGACCCUUGAGGAUCUCACACCCGAGGAAAAGAUGAGAAUUGAACACAUGAAGUUACAUGAAAAACACAAGGGUCAUGAAUCCAUGCAUGCUGAAAUGGUUGUUAUCCUGCUGGUUACGUUGAUCGUAGCGCAGAUCGUCCUGGUCGAGUGGAAAAAGCGCCACUAUAAAUCAUAUUCGCUCAUGACCCUGUUAGCACUUUGGUUGAUACCGUUUGCCCUAUGCUUGAGGAACCAAUACUGGCGCUUCACCUUUUUCUGGCUGAUUUUCAGCUGCAUAACGGCACUGGUUAUGCGGAAGGCGCUCAAAAAACCAGUGGCUGGCACCACCCCACGACUAGUGUACAAAUGGUUUUACUUUAUCUACAAGCUAAGCUACGGGCUGGGCAUCGUGGGCUAUAUUAUCAUGAUGUUCACCUUUUUUGGGCUCAACUAUGUUUUUAAUCAAGCACCCAAUGUAUGGAUGGAUAUUGGUUUGCUCUUCGUAUUCUAUGGAUUGUACUACGGUGUGCUGGGACGGGAUGUGUCGGAGAUUUGUGCCGAUAAGAUGGCUGCUCACAUUGGGUAUUAUACGCCUAAAGGUAUACCCACAAGGCACUUAGAGCGGAAUGUGUGCGCAGUAUGUGGUAAUCAGCUCCUCACGGAGGUAAACGAAACGGGAGUCAUCGAAGACACCUACAAGCUGUCCUGUGAUCAUGUUUUUCAUGAAUUUUGCAUACGAGGCUGGUGCAUUAUUGGGAAAAAGCAAACCUGUCCAUAUUGUAAGGAAAAGGUGGACCUUAAGAAGAUGUUCUGCAAUCCAUGGGAACGACCUCACGUGUUGUACGGUCAGUUACUGGACUGGAUCCGAUGGUUAGUGGCUUGGCAACCGUUGAUACUGUUCAUCGUGCAAGGCAUCAACUGGGUACUAGGAUUAGAAUAGCAACUCGGGAUAGGGCUUCUCCGUUGGCAACCGCAAACCAUGCAUUCGUUCACUGUGUCCUCAAUGUCACCGUCGUACUCGUCGUUGUCAUCUUUGUCGUUCGAAAAUGUCAUCGAUACCAAAACUCGCGCCCAGCGUAAGCUAGUAUUUUAAAUGAAAACUUCACCUCAGUUAUUUCCUAGUAUGAGUUGGUAAUAUUUUUUUGUAAUAUUAUGUUUUACAUCUCAUGGUAAAACUGGUGCAAAAAUAAUUGCCUGUGUGUUAGUCAAUCAUUCUUGUCACCGAAACCAGUUGUAGCACGUAGAAGUGAUGGGAGGGGCAAUGCUUCUACAUUUUCAAAACAACUUGCACCCAAAAUGAGUGGUUCGAGAACGUGAUCAGGUUUUAUAUUGUGUAAUUUAUGGAAUUAGUGAACUGUAGAUAAAAUUCAAUAAAACAUACUUUCCAUGCGACGCUACUGUAUUUUGUUUUGUUAUGAAAUUUGGCUCAGGCACUGUAAUAGUCUUAUCUUGAAAGCCUUCAUUUUUACGGAGCGUGGCUAAUUUUAGCGUCCUUGUACACAUAGAGGUGGCGUCUCGUGUUACACAUAUCGAUACCGAUAAAAACUGAUUUCAGUGCCUCAAUGCAGUAGUUC